UAAGUCUAUUUCGUGGACAACGUGGGCAUAUGCUUCUUUGUUGGAGCACGCGACAGAUAUAAUCAGAAACUAUGAAACUCCUUCUGACUGUUGUGGCCCUCGUGGCCGUGGCCCACGGGGCUCCCACCACCCAGACCAUGGAGAUCGGCGCCAGCGGCGUGUCUGGCAGCCUCCUCAACAUCCCCCUCGUCGAGAUCAUCGUCAACAUGAUCAGCAAUGAAGCCGCUGUAGCCCCUGGGACUGUCAACGAGCCUGUAAUUGAAGCCGAGCCCGUCAUAGUUGUGGAUGACGCGCAGCUCCCCACGCCUGUGAUCGUCGUAGACCAGCCCGAGGUCAACCCCAUUGAUGUCGUCGCUGUCAACCCCGCGCCAGCACCCGUUGUGGUUGACCAGCCAGAGGCUAACCCAAUUGACGUGGUCGCUGUCAACCCCGCGCCAGCACCCGUCGUGGUAGACCAGCCAGAGGUUAACCCCGUUGACGUUAUCGCUGUCAAC
Molecule: messenger RNA, 494 nt
Organism: Cydia fagiglandana
Lineage: Eukaryota; Metazoa; Arthropoda; Insecta; Lepidoptera; Tortricidae
Product: magnetosome-associated protein MamJ-like
Exons: 2
Source: RefSeq, a predicted model, not a curated record